AUGGUUUCUACAUCGCUGUUCUUCAGCCCCAAUGCUCCCUGCUAUGCCGUUAUUCGCAUGGACCCGGUAGCGAUGGUGAAGAAACUCGACGAUCCCGAGGCCCUAGCUGCAGCUCGUGCCAUGACGCCGCGGUCCUACGUUGUCUACCUCACCCAUGAACCGGAACUUCCCUUCCCAAACAAGCCAUGGUAUCGUUACGAACUCAACAUAAUCGCACCAUCGCUGUGCGAAGAUGACGCAGCGAAGGGGAUCACCGCCGAUAUGUGCACCCCCAUUUUUCCGAACGACAAGCAUCCUGCGGGGCGCGAGCCCCUCCGUCCCGAGAAACCCUUCCCGUACACCAACUGCUACCAUUGG
This is a messenger RNA of Trametes versicolor FP-101664 SS1, 357 nucleotides long. RefSeq lists its product as uncharacterized. The transcript has 2 exons. The annotation marks the transcript as partial. NCBI's taxonomy places the organism in Eukaryota, Fungi, Basidiomycota, Agaricomycetes, Polyporales, Polyporaceae. The record is from RefSeq and is a predicted model, not a curated record.